Molecule: messenger RNA, 765 nt
Organism: Penicillium pulvis
Lineage: Eukaryota; Fungi; Ascomycota; Eurotiomycetes; Eurotiales; Aspergillaceae
Exons: 5
Coding region: 1-765 (254 amino acids)
Source: RefSeq, a predicted model, not a curated record
AUGCCUCCAAAACGAAAGCGCUCGGGUGAUGAUGAUAAUGAUGUUGAAGCCGACACGGAAAAGCGCUACGCCUAUUUGAAGCCACAAAUUCGUCGUGUUCCGGAAAAGACGAUCAAGUCGAAAUGGACAACUUUGCCAGAGCCAGUUCAGGACAAGGUCAGGGAGAUGUUUCAUGCACUUGAACGCCCAGUAAUUAUGCGUCAGUCGAAUGAGCGCAAACGGAUUGAGGCACAGAGCGCAGUUCAAGCAGUAGUUCGAAAUCUCGGAAAGCGACUUCCACGGAUGCCCUUCCCCCCUAUAACAAAUGACUCGAACUUUGACUAUGAAUCUGCACUCGAUGAACACAGGACUCUCGAGGCAAGCCUGGCUACAAUCAAGGAUAGCACCGACCUCCUGAAAGCUGAAAUUGCGAAAGAAGAAGCGCUUCUUGCCAGUGACAAAAAGGAGCUCCAGGCAAUGGACAAGAACGCCAAGCGAGCAGAGGCCGAGCGAAAGAGGCUGAUGAAGAAUGAACACCCUGUUCUCCGGCAGCUGGACGAGCUCCCCCAAGACUCCGGGUCUUCUGGGUUUACAUUGGUUGAUGCUAAGCCCAAUCAGGCGACACUGGAUGAGCUCGACACCGACCCCGAAAUACAAACAUUGAUGAAGCAAUUGCAUGGCCAUCUCCAAUCUAUGCAGACCAAUACGGCUCCACUUGUUGGACUGAGAGAUGCCAUCACUCGGUCGCAAGCUGCACUGGACAUUUUUGCAGCAUCUAACGACUGA